Messenger RNA from Perkinsus marinus ATCC 50983, 324 nucleotides. RefSeq names its product 60s acidic ribosomal protein p0, putative. The record is from RefSeq and is a predicted model, not a curated record. NCBI's taxonomy places the organism in Eukaryota, Perkinsozoa, Perkinsida, Perkinsidae. Gene Ontology annotation, biological process: ribosomal large subunit assembly; cytoplasmic translation. Gene Ontology annotation, molecular function: structural constituent of ribosome; large ribosomal subunit rRNA binding. The transcript has 2 exons. Bases 1 to 324 code for a protein of 107 amino acids. Gene Ontology annotation, cellular component: cytosolic large ribosomal subunit.
AUGGCACCUCGCGAUCCCAAGAAGCUUGCUAAGAAGACCGCUUACCUCGACAGAGUGAAGGACCUCCUCGACACUUGCGAGAAGAUUCUCAUCGCCUCCGUUGAUCAUGUCGGAUCCAACCAGUUGCAGCAGAUCCGUAUUGGUCUCCGUGGCAAGGCCAUCAUCGUCAUGGGUAAGAACACUAUGCUCCGUACCGCCCUCAGACAGUACGAGGAGGAGCACGACGCUGAUCUCGGCCAUCUCUUGAAUGUCAUCAAGGGUAACAUCGGUCUUAUCUUCUGCAUGGCUCCCAUCGACGAGAUUCGCUUUGAACAUCGCCACUAA